AUGUUCUUUGUUAGAGUGAUUUAAUAGAAUGUUAUUUUAUAAGCAGAUAAUAGAAUAUUUUGGAUAACAAAAUAAUAAAAUUAUUCCUAAAUUGACAGGUUAAUCUUAAAUAUUGAUGUAUUAGAUAGAAAAAUCUUCAUUGUAUCUAAGAAUAAUGUUCAAAUUUAUUACUAUAAUGAUUCAUUCCAUUAUCUUAAUGUUGUUAUUAAUUAAACAAUAUUGAAGACUUUGGAACCUUUAGCAAAUAAAUCAUUUGAAAUUAUUGAUGCUUAAUUUGCUAAAUAAAAUUAAUUAGUGCUUUUAGAUAAUUAUAUGGAGUCAUAAUCUUAGAGAGUUGUACUUUAGACUCAUUUUCAUUAGUGCAUUAUCAUAAUUACUCUUAUUACUCAACUUAUUAUGCUCAUUUGA
This is a messenger RNA of Paramecium sonneborni, 408 nucleotides long. The record is from the annotation of a GenBank genome assembly. Lineage: Eukaryota; Ciliophora; Oligohymenophorea; Peniculida; Parameciidae.